CUUCCAUGGAGUGAGCAUCAAGAAGGUUCUGCUCCAGCUUCAUUUCUAUCGGCAACUACAUUACUCCAUGGAUGUUUAAACCUUCCAUUUACUGAUCCCCCACCCAAACACCUAUCCCUACUAUGCUUCCUUGGCUACCCAAAAUUCCAAUGACCCGUAUCAGAAAACCCAUAUCACCGCCAGUGGUGUCUUCUCCUUCCUUUUCUGUUUGCUCUUCCUUUUCUCUCUGUGACCGACCCCUCAGAUAUGCAGUGCUUGGAGCUGGCAUUGCUGGGUUGUCUGUAGUUUGGCAUUUGUUGCAACACAGUAUUAAGGAUCUUUGGAUUGACAUCUAUAAUGAAGUUGGCAUCGGUGGCGGUGCAUCUGGAGGGCUCCUUCAUCCAUAUUCCCCAAACGGUUCAAGUCUCCUCUUUCUAUACUUAAGAGCAAUGUUGACAGUGGGCUAAGGUAAAAGGCUUUAAAUUCUCUCAUUGACCUUCAGCCUAAGGUAAAAGGCUUUAAAUUACACCGUUGUAAUAGCUUAAGUUUUUAGAGAAACAUGCGCAAGGAAAGAAGGGGAAAAGUUGAACAUAUGUCAUGGAGACCUUUAUUGGAAUGCUUUGCAAAUUAUGCAGUGUUCUAUGCACAUUUUCGGUCUUUUGGCAAUGAACUGGUUUGAAGGCCUCAGUUCUUAAUCUGUCCAUUGGAGUGUGAACAAAGUGUUUAUUGAUAAUCUGCACUUGCCUUUUAGAUUUACAUCUACUUAUUGUUUGCCUUUCAUUGAG
This is a messenger RNA of Ilex paraguariensis (yerba mate), 764 nucleotides long. Lineage: Eukaryota; Viridiplantae; Streptophyta; Magnoliopsida; Aquifoliales; Aquifoliaceae. The record is from the annotation of a GenBank genome assembly.